AUGUCAAAACAAAAUAAUAUGGAAAAUGAAUCAACAUCCAAUAAAGACAAUGUAAAUUCACAAUCUUCUUCAAGCAAACCCAGUAAUAAUAUCGAUGACAUAAAUGAACCACCACCACCUUACAUACCGCGUGAAUCAGAAACAUCAAUGUCCGAUGCAACAAAUAGGCAACAUCCACAAACCUCAACUAACGACAUCAUGUACAAUACAACAGGAGGAGUUUAUAACGCACUUCCUGCAAACACUAAUAAUACUACCACUCCAUUAUCACCUCCAAAUCCUCCACAACCGUCCACAACGGCAAUCGAAUAUGUUCCUGUGAUGAUUGUGAGUAGAGAUCCAUUAACAAUGUACUGUCCACAUUGUCAGCAACAAGUGUUGACUAAAGUAUCGAGAACUCCAGGUGCCCGUGCUUAUUGUUGUUCAGUCUUAAUGUGUUUUGUAUGUUGGCCGUUGUUCUGGGUGCCGUGUGUGAUGAGAGGAUGUCAAGAUGAAUUUCAUCAAUGUUCAAAGUGUGAUCGUGUUUUAGCUGUAAUUGAAGACGAACCAUGA
This is a messenger RNA of Ambispora gerdemannii, 552 nucleotides long. Lineage: Eukaryota; Fungi; Glomeromycota; Glomeromycetes; Archaeosporales; Ambisporaceae. The record is from the annotation of a GenBank genome assembly.